Messenger RNA from Coniophora puteana RWD-64-598 SS2, 1552 nucleotides. RefSeq lists its product as uncharacterized. The record is from RefSeq and is a predicted model, not a curated record. The transcript is spliced from 4 exons. Bases 16 to 1344 code for a protein of 442 amino acids. Lineage: Eukaryota; Fungi; Basidiomycota; Agaricomycetes; Boletales; Coniophoraceae.
CUUCGUUUUCCCCCAAUGUCGUCCGCCCACGUUAUCGGCCUCAUCCGUCUUCGCAACGGUGAACGCCGUGCUGCUACCGAGAGCGCCCGCUCCACUGUCUAUAACUACUACCAUUGCUUCCUGCCUUACGAGAAUGGCCACGCCUCCGCCGUUAUUCGUCACUAUCCCUCUAGCGAGGAACAGCAGGGCCUCCUUCCGUACCACACCAUUGUCUUCGUCAUCGCCAAGGCCAACUUCGCGCAAUCUCCCGACAUUCUUCUCGAUGCCAUCGCUUUCUAUCCAUUCCCCGGUGAUCCCAACGACGAUGCUUACCUUGCCUUCAUGCCUGAGCUCUAUCGCUCUCCGUUCUUCAUCGGCGUCGGUCGCGUGUCUGCUCCCUCUCAUGGGGAUCUCCUUCCUUCGUCUUCUCCUAUCAAGGUGUAUGACCUCGCCGUAUCCGACUACGUCCGUCACGCCACCGCCAACUCCACCAUUCAAUUUUGGUACGACAGCUCCCAACCGCGUUGGCAGAACAUCCGCCCUCCUGGUAUCAACAGCUCGGUCGGUGUCAUGGGUAUCGCAACCGGCAAGUCCAAGUGUGGAUUUAUCCAGUUCGAGCAGCUCUCGAUCUCUACGGGCGUCUCGGCUAGCUCUGUGGGUGGAUCGGGUCCACAGCCGAACGCACCAGCGCCUCCCUCGUCUUCCUCGCCGUCCUCUGCCUUUCUUUCCCCUGCUAAGCGGAAGAGGCUCGCCUUUAGUCCCGAACGCGAAACAACUCCUUCACCCGACCCUCGCUCUUCCGUUUUCGACUUGGAGCAAGCUUCGUCGAGCAGCACUAUCCAUUCGGAUGUGUCUGACGCAUCGAACAACGCGCCUCCUCCCGCGAACACCUUGGACUCGCAUCUUCCCAUUCUUCCUCCUGGGGCAUUCCAUCCCCAGACACCACAACUUUUUGAACUGCGGGAGCCCGUCGUCCCUGCUCCUCCUGCCGUUCAGCCAGACUCUCCUUCUGUCGCAGGCCCAUCCACUGUCCCUGCCGCUCCUUCCAUUCCGCCCGCAAUUGCUUCUCUUCUCUCCCUCGUCGAUCCCGCUGCAAUUCAAGCGUUCGUCGCAUCUCAGGCUGCUCAACUGGCAGCAGCUAACGCUGCUCAAACGAGUGUCACUUCGCCCCAUGCCCUCCCUUCCACUUCUACCGAUGCCGCCCCUGCCCUGCCCGAGACUGCAGCUGUGCCUGCGUCGGCCGUCGCGUCUACGCCGUCCGCUGCGCCUCCAGUGUCGACGUCGUCUGCUUCUGUUUCGACAGGUGCAGGUCGUGCUCGCUCUACGAAAACGCGCGCGAAGGGUAAAGGAAAGGCUAAAGAGUAAGAUUGUCUUUCUUAUCUCUCUUGCGUGAUAUCAUGCGGUACAUACUAUUCCGUUCUCUUCUCUCUCGCGUGGCUGCGUGUUACUGUCUGAAUAGCUUUUAACUUAUUUAUGUUUGUACGCUAUACCUGCUUUCCUCUUCGUACAUUCAUAUCGCAUUCUGUAGUAAAUGUAUACCCAUCGCCGUUGACAUAUACACGGUCUCUUUGCG